AUGUCGACGUCGACUGCUUGCUGUUCACGAACCCCAAUUGGGACCAGUGAAUCAGUCCCGGUCCACAAGAUUGCUGGGUUGGACACAUAUGUUGCUGGCAACACCUCGUCCAAGAAUGGAGUCAUUAUCGUCCACGACAUCUUCGGAUUCUAUCCUCAAACACUCAAGGGUGCCGAUCGCCUGGCCGAGCAGCUCAAUGCCGUAGCUCUGGUGCCGGACUACUUGGAGGGCGUAUAUGCCGACCACUCUUGGAUCCCUCCUGAUACCGAGGAGAAAAAGGCUGCCUUUGGCGCGUUCUUUGUCAACACCGCGGCGCCGCCUAAAGUGAUCCCCAAGGUCCAGGCUACCAUCGCCGAGGCCAAGACCAAGUUCCCCAGUGUCGAGAAAUGGGCUAUCCUGGGGGUGUGCUGGGGUGGAAAGCUCGCGGCUCUGACCAGCACAGAGGGAACCGAAUUCGCCGUCUCGGGACAGGUCCACCCAGGUCUUCUUGACCCGAACGAUGCCAAGGCCAUUACGACUCCUCACAUCGUGCUCGCCUCCAAGGACGAGGACGCGGCUAUCAUGGCUGAAUACAAGACCGCGCUCGAAGGCCGAGCUGGCCUCGACUCGUACGUCGACACUUACCCGAACAUGCACCACGGCUGGAUGGGUGCCCGGGCCAACCUGGAAGAUGCCGAGAACAAGAAAGAGUUUGAGCGAGGAUACAAGGAGAUUGGAGACUUCUUUGCCAAGUAUCUCGAUGUAUAUAGUUGGACCGAUACCGCCAUGAGCAAAGACUCCCAUUUCGCCCGCCCCGUGAGCCGACAACGGAAGAGGGUGCGGUUUAUACUGCUGUGCAUUGUCGGGGCCGGGCUUUUCCUGUUCUUGUACAACUAUAACCAGCGUGCGCAGCUUAUUUCGUCUAUCCAGAGCCAUGUGGACUCGGCGACCACCGGUGGGAAUACUGGUGGAAACCCAGGAGGAGGCACAGCAGCAGACAUAAUUGCAAACCUAGGCGCAAGCAAAGGAGCCAACACAGACGCAAGCACUGGGGCAACGACUGGUGGCUCGAAUGUGGCCGCCGCUCCGCAUGCAUGCCACGAAGACCCAAGCAUUGUGAACAACUAUAACCUCAAGUUCGGUGCAAAGUACACUCGUCGUUCGAUCCAGGUCACCACUCUCCACGGCAGAAACACGCCACUUUCCACCCCGUUGGACGUGAAUUUGUUCGAAACCGAACCCGGCACUCCUGACGCCAGCUGUCCUCCCCCGAUUAUGGUGCAAGUCCCCGCUUCGCCUCCACCUGUGGACGCCUCGCAUAUCGAUUUCGCCAUUUCGACGACCAUGGAGCGACUACUCGACUCGAUGGACGCAUUUUCCGCUUGGGCAGGCGAUACCAACGCUCGGUUUAUGGUCUUCAUUGAGGUAGGCGCGAACAAGCGGCAGGCUGAGCGCAAGGCCAAGUACUUGGGUUUGAAUGUUGAGUUGUUUGAGUCGGAUCUCGACUACGAAAACCGUUAUUCUUUGCUGGUCAAGCUCCUGGCCGAAAAUGCUCGUCCGCAGACGAAAUGGGGAUGCAUUAUGGACGAUGAUACCUUUUUUUUGUCGAUGCCCCGGCUGGCCAACAUGCUGAGCCGAUACGAUGAGACCCAGCCCCACUACAUUGGAUCCUUGACCGAGUGUGAUGUCCAACUGUCCUCGUUUGGAAUUUUCGCAUACGGCGGCGCUGGCAUGUUCCUCUCUCGACCUCUGCUGGACGAGCUCGGCAAGGUGUGGGACGAGUGCGAUGCUGGAACCGACCACGGAGACGGAAAGAUUGCCCACUGUGUGUAUCAGUUUACGCGUACCAAGAUUGAGAUUGCCGAAGAACUGCACCAGUUGGAUCUGAGGGGCGAUGCUUCUGGCUGGUUCGAGGCUGCGCGCACUGUGCCCGUGUCUCUUCACCACUGGAAGUCAUGGUUCAACGCAGACAUGGUCAAGCUGACUGCAGUGAGCGAGGUGUGUGGUGUUGAAUGCGUGCUUCGCCAGUGGAAGUUCGCCGAUGGCUGGAUCCUGACCAACGGAUACUCAGUCAUUCACCACGGCGCCAGCGUCUCCGACGACGAAGGCGCCUUUGCCAUGGAAUUCACCUGGGAAGACAUCAACGGGUCGAACGAAGAGUCGUAUGUCCGCGCCCUCGGCCCUCUUCGGCCCAAGGAGCAUGACAAGGUCUCGUUCCAGUUGGAAGACGUUCUUAUCGAGGGUGGCUCGAUUCGUCAGAUUUACAUUCUUCGCGACGAGAAGGAAGGUGACCACCUUUUGGAAUUGGUGUGGCAUCUGUCCUCAUAA
This is a messenger RNA of Talaromyces rugulosus, 2307 nucleotides long. RefSeq lists its product as uncharacterized. Gene Ontology annotation, cellular component: membrane. Gene Ontology annotation, molecular function: hydrolase activity; glycosyltransferase activity. The record is from RefSeq and is a predicted model, not a curated record. The transcript has 7 exons. Bases 1 to 2307 code for a protein of 768 amino acids. Lineage: Eukaryota; Fungi; Ascomycota; Eurotiomycetes; Eurotiales; Trichocomaceae.